Molecule: messenger RNA, 1677 nt
Organism: Alosa alosa (allis shad)
Lineage: Eukaryota; Metazoa; Chordata; Actinopteri; Clupeiformes; Clupeidae
Gene: slc18b1
Product: solute carrier family 18 member B1
Exons: 14
Coding region: 157-1494 (445 amino acids)
Biological process (GO): transmembrane transport
Molecular function (GO): transmembrane transporter activity
Source: RefSeq, a predicted model, not a curated record
ACGAGUAAAGAUCUGACUGAGACGUGAAACUGCAUUAGAUAAUCGAAAUCUUCAGCUGUGGAAUAGGCCUAGUAAAUCGACUUGGACUAGCCUAUAACAUUUUCACAUAGAGCAGGUGCCUACUCUGCCAUCUAUGAACUUUCAAACCCCCGACAUAUGGAUUCCAACGAUGUUUCGUUGACAGACGGUGGCCAGCCCAGUCAACGGCUGUCCCGUCAACAAAUACUCACCAUGAUAGCAAUGUCAUCUAUCAACUUCAGCUCUAUGAUAUGUUACUCUGUAUUAGCUCCAUUUUUUCCAAAUGAGGCAAAAAAGAAGGGUGUGAGUCAAACAGUGAUUGGUCUCAUAUUUGGAUGGUAUGCCUUAUGUGUCCUGGUGGGAUCAUUGCUAUUGGGUAAAUAUAUUGUACAGAUUGGGGCAAAGCUGAUGAUAAUUGUGGGAAUAUUUGUUUCAGCUGUGUGUACAAUUCUCUUUGGCCUGCUGGACAGAUCCGCUGCUGGGACACCGUUUAUCGUUCUCUGCUUUGUCGUUCGGUCAGUGAAUGCUUUUGGCUUUGCUGCUGCCAUGACAGCGUCAUUCGCCAUCUUGGCUGAAGUAUUCCCCAACAAUAUAGCUACUGUCCUGGGUUGCAUGGAAAUAUUCACUGGCCUUGGUCUCAUCCUGGGACCCCCGAUAGGUGGAUGGCUGUAUCAGGCAUUUGGUUAUGAAAUCCCAUUCAUAGUGCUGGGAGGUCUGCUAUUCCUGAUGGUUCCAUUCAACAUCUGGCUCCUACCCAGUCAAGAUGCAGAUCCAUCCAGGGACUCCUUCUUCAGGCUGUGCACCAUCCCGAAGAUCCCCAUCAUCUGCUUCGUGGUUCUCACCCUCAGCUCUGGUCUCGGCUUCCUGGAUGCUACUCUGUCAUUAUUUGCUAUCAAUAAGUUUUCGAUGUCUCCUGGCUCAGUGGGGCUGUUGAUGAUUGGUCUCUCUCUCCCUUAUGGUGCUGCCUCUCCCAUCUUUGGCAUGUUCAGUGAUAAGUACCCGUCUGCACGGAAAUGGAUGAUGGUGAUGGGAGGAAUGGCAACAGCAGUAGGUUUCGGUCUACUGGGACCAAUCCCAGUCAUUGGGGUCAGUAGUCAACUCUGGCUGACUGUUUUGAUGCUGGUUGUCAUUGGUUUUUCUCUGUGCAUGACCGCCAUCCCCACCUUUGCGGAGAUGCUCAUAUGUGCACACGAGAAUGGCUUUGAGGAGGGACUCAGCACACUAGGACUAGUGUCAGGACUCUUCUCUGCAGUCUGGUCAUGUGGAAUGUUUGUGGGACCAACACUAGGCAGCUACAUCACACAAAGGUCAAAUUUUGAAUAUGCUUCAGCUAGUCAAGGUGGACUUGCCUUCUUAGCAGCCACCCUUCUGGGCAUCUACUCACUCUAUGAGCUCCAUAAAAAGAGGUCUAUCAGGGCCACAGAGACCCCACCUGAUGACCGAACGCCUCUCCUUUCUUCCCCUCAUCCCUCAUGACCGGCUCUAAAUGUCCGUUCACAUCAGGGAGGUCCUGCUCUUGGAAUUUCAUAGUGCCUAUAGGAGCAGCUGAGCUGAGCGGAGCUACAGUACCUAUGUAAACUUUGCACCAUAUCAAUAUGAUGCUAUUUAAUCCAAGAGGCUCUAAAUUAUGUCAUAUCUAAUAUAAAUAAUAAUGUUUAC